This is a messenger RNA of Staurois parvus, 264 nucleotides long. The record is from the annotation of a GenBank genome assembly. NCBI's taxonomy places the organism in Eukaryota, Metazoa, Chordata, Amphibia, Anura, Ranidae.
AUGGGCUCAGAUCGGCAGCCCUGCUGGGGCACUGAUGAACAGCACUGCUGGGCACUGAUGGGUAGCAAUUAGCAGACACUCUGUUGCAGGGGCGGACUGACAACUCAUGGGGCCCCCGGGCAAUAGGGGAUCAUGGGGCCCAUGUAUCCUUGCCCAAACUCAAAAAAGCCUAUGAAAAAAGGUACCAGGGGCAUCUCAUGGGGCCCCCUACUGACCCCAGGCCCUCGGGCAGUGCCCGAGUUUCCAAAUGGUCAGUCCGCCCAU